CUCGUCAGUGUCCGUAGUUAAUGUUACAACCGUUGCCUAGAAACAGUUAUCAACAAAACACAGUAACGUUCUUUUACUGUCUAUGGUAACGUUAGCUAACUAAUGUUAGCUACCUAAAACAUUCAUAAGUAACGUUAAGGUGGAUACGAAGUGCGAGUCAUUUCAGCUGUCACAGAAGUUCCGUCUCAGUGUAUCCAACAACAACAAAAUGUCAGUACCUUUUUCCAACACUCACCUCCGGGUCCCGCGAGGAUUUGGUACCAUCCUGGAGGGGCUGGCCAGAGAAGUCCUGCGAGACCAGCCUGAAGAUAUCCCUAAAUAUGCUGCACAGUACUUCGAUGCUCUUCUCAAACAAAGAGAAGAUAGUGGCAUGGACCCUGCUGACUGGGCUGCUAAACUGGAAGAUAGAUUCUAUAACAACCAUGCAUUCAAGGAUACUGGGCCUUGUCCUGAAAAAGAGCCUGCAACAGAGGUGACCAUUUCCAAAGAAAAAUCAUAUGAGUCUCAACCUGAAGAUGAAUCCAGUCAUUCAGCAGAACCUUCAAAUGUUUCCACCACACAACCUAAUGUCUCUGAAGAGGUUGAUUUAACUGAAAACACAGAUGAAGAAGAAGAAGAAGAUGAUGAUGAUGAUGAUGGAGAAGAUGAAGAAGAAGAAGAAAAACAUGAAAUAACAGAGAAAGGUGUUAUUUCAGUGGGAAAGGGACAUUCAGAAGACAAAUCAGUCAACUUGAUCCCAGCUGCAGAUGUACAGCCAGAUGAGCUGAGUGGGACAGAGGAGGAGAAAGACCCAACAAUAACGACAUGUGAUCAAGUUGAUAGGGCAGCUAAUAGAAUGGAUAGCAGCUCUGCUCCAGACCAAGAUAUAUCUCAGUCUGAGCUAGAGCCCACUGACUUGUUAUCAUUCAGAGGGAUUUCAAAUUUAGAUGUGUGUGCUCAGGAGUUAGGAAUGGCAGAAGAUGAGGGAGGUGAUGAACAGGAGAUUGUAGUUGUCAAUGAGGAGAUUGUAGUCUCAGAAGAAGAGGAAAAUGCUGACGUUGAAGAACCUGUGGAGGUCUUUCCAUAUUCUGAUGUUAAUGUGUGUGCUACAGAGCUCAGAGGAACAGAAAGAACAAUGGAAGGAGCCACUGCUGAAGAUGAUACACAUGUCAUUGAUGAGGACAGCUCAAAACCCCAACCUGAGGAAACUUUUGCACAAUCAUUGUCUCAAUCUGAAACCCGUGAGGGCAAUCAACAAGAAGCAGAAGAUCAGAUAGAAAAAACAAAGGAGGAGGAAGGACCAGAGACUGAGCCUUCUUCUGGGGGAAUACAUGAAAGUUUAGCUCCUGUAGAGGGUGAUUUAGACAGUAAUGUUAUAGCAAAGGAGGAUUCAUUGGUUGAGAUUAGCUUUGAAGAUGUUCCAGAUGUUCAGCAGAUUCAAGAGGUUGAGGAGAAACAGCUAGAGGAAGAGGGCUCAGUAGAGGUCUUACAGGCUAAGGUAUUAGAAACACAACAGGAGGAAGAGUGGAAAGAGACUACUGCAUUGGCAACAGACCAAAACAUAUCUAGCACACUAGACCAUGAUGAACCUGAAAUGAUUGGAGUUGAAAAGGAAGUUAACUCUGAAGGGGGGGAAAUGAAAAGUCAGCACGAAGCAUCUGAUAUAAUGACGGAGAUGGUGGACACAAAUGAUUCUAAUUUAAAUGAUAGUGAUGAUGAUGAGAAGCACGAAGGUGUUAAAACCAUCAGCUCAGCAUCACAUCAGCCCACCGACGAGACAGACGAAGAGAACCCAGAGGAUGAAACGGAUCACGAAAAUGAAGAUAAUGAGAAGAUAAGUGACGGCGAAUUUCACCAAAAUGAGGAUUCUGAAAAAGAGGAAAAAUCAAACAACCCUAACUUCAAAGAAGAUGAGACAACAGACACGGUUGGAGGAGACAAAGAGGACGUACAUACAGAAGGAUAUAGUAUGGUGGAGGAUCAAGAAAUUGAUGAUGGUGGCGUGGAAAAUCCCUCAUCACAAGUGAGCCAGUCAAAUAUAUCAACUGCUGCAAUGGAGAUGGAGAGUGAAACUUUAGAGACAAGUGCACAACAUCUACCAAAGGAGAACGAGGCGAGUCAGAGAACACCUGUAGAGUCACAGCCAGAGGAUACAGUGAUAGAAAAAGAGGUCACAUCAAAGGAGAGAUGUUUAGAAGCAGAGGAACGUGUAGAAGAAGGAAAGGUUGAAAUACAAGAGAAGAGUGAUGCAGUGUGUGAAGAGGGACGCAUCAGCCCCGCUCAAAGUGUAGGUCGGCCGGCUGCAGACCACCAAGGAGAGGAGAGGCCACUUGGGUCUGGAAAGGACUCCACAGAGCCUGAAGGCAAGAGUGGUGACAAGGAGGAGUGCAGCCGGCCCCAGGAGGAGGAGGACAUCAUGGACAUCCCCCUGGAUGACCCCGAGGCCAACAGGGCUGCUGCCAAAAUCCAGGCUGGCUUCCGUGGACACAUGACCCGUAAGAAGAUGAAGCCAGAGGACAAAGCAGAAGGGGAGGAGGUGAGCAGCACUGGGGAUGUGCUCAACGGCAGCGAGGGGGGCACAGAGACAGGAGGAUCGGGGGCAGUAGAGAGUGACGACACAUCUGUGCCAGAGCAGUGACGCCUCUGUCCUGACCUGGAUGAAGAGAAAGAGGGGAAGCAAGGUAGCGAGAGAUGGCUGAUAUAAGCUGGCUGGGCUGGCUUUCAGGCACACCUUUUUACCCCAGGAGUCUUUUUUUUCUUCUUCAACACAAAUUAGCAGUAGAGAAUGAACCGACAGUUUUGAGGGUGUGUUAUGUGAAUUUUUGUGAACUUUAACACUCCUUUUCUGCUUCUUCAGCAGUCUCAUCAGUUCGGAUGUCUUUGACCCAGAAUUUGCAACUCACUGCAUGUACUUGUGAAACUUCUGGUAGUGUGCUAGUUUUAGAUGAUGAUCUGUGAAUGUGAUAAAUGAAUGUUCUCUAAAUGCUAAACAGGGCUUAUUGUUGGAUGGAUCAGUUCAUACCAUCUGUGUAUAAACCUUGUAAGCAUCCGCUUUAGACUUUGCGUAUUUAGUGGCUAAAAUUAUUUAUUUUGCAUUGUUAAUGAUGUGCUUGUAUCUUGACUUUUAUUUACCUAUUUGACUUGCUUACAAAAAUUAUUAAAACAUCAGAGAGGAGAAGUAGCUAUGUAUGUUCUAUUUAUUCUAAGUUACUUAAUUCAGAUUGCACCUCAAUUUUCUUUUUGAUCACAUGAUAAGUACAUUCUCUUUUCACCUAUUCAAGCAUUUUCUAUAAAUCUGAUCUUCCAGAACAGUAAGCAUGCAGUGAUUACACUUUUUUUUUCUGCAGAUGCAUUUGGUACAGCUUUCCUUUGAGACAUUACUUCAAUAUGCUCUGUUGUUGUGUUGGUGGAUUUGACUUGUUUGACGUGUGUUAAAUCAGGUGAGUGAAAUGUAUUAUCAUAGUUUGCAGAGUCGUCAUGCUAACUAAAUGAAUAGCACCUAGCUGAACUUUGCUGUAGAGUCAUGUCAUUACACUAAUAAAUCCACCUUAAAUACACA
Messenger RNA from Sander lucioperca (pikeperch), 3538 nucleotides. It is a transcript of the gene spa17, whose product is annotated as sperm autoantigenic protein 17. The coding region runs from base 209 to 2617 and encodes 802 amino acids. The transcript is spliced from 7 exons. Lineage: Eukaryota; Metazoa; Chordata; Actinopteri; Perciformes; Percidae. Gene Ontology annotation, molecular function: calmodulin binding. The record is from RefSeq and is a predicted model, not a curated record.